Pelagomonas calceolata is the source of this 1022-nucleotide messenger RNA. Lineage: Eukaryota; Pelagophyceae; Pelagomonadales; Pelagomonadaceae. The record is from the annotation of a GenBank genome assembly.
AUAAUCUCAGCCGAGCGCGACUCAGCGGGCGGCUAUUGGGCGUCCACACGGCAAGCCAACGCGCUGAAAGAGACUCCCACGUUUAUUUGCUGCUGCCACGCGCAACAUUAGCCCGGCGCCGCCCCUGCGCUGUGAUUAUAAAAGGCCGCCCCUCGCCGCCUGCCCUGGGCCCGCGCGCGCACUCGCGGCCCGCUGUCGCCGAGCACCCAAGCCCAACACACAACGAUGCCGCGUUAUUUCUGUGAUUAUUGUGAUGUGUACCUUACGCACGACUCCGCGCCCGGUCGAAAGCAGCACAUCCGGGGCUGGAAGCAUCGGGAAAAUGUGAAGCAGUACUACGAGCAGUACAUGAAGCAGUUUUAUGAACAAAAUAGCGGCAUGGGAAUGAUGCCUCCGGGUAUGGCGAUGGGCUCGCUCGGAGCGCUGACCGCGGGCCGCGCGCCCGUGGGUCUGCUCGGUCAUCGCCCGGGCGUCGCCCCACCAUUAGCGCUCGUGGGCGCGCCCGGCUCGAUCCCGCGGCCACCGCUCGGCUACCCGCGGCCGCCGCUGGGCGUGCCUCCCCCUAUGGGGUCGAUUCCUGUGUGGAAAUCAACCAGUGUGUCGGCGUGCACCCGACAAUUCUUCGCUAAGUCAUUUCUCGGCAAUGACGCGGCCGUCCUGGCUCGGUCGAGCGGCGAGGAACCGGCAUCGCCACGCCAUCGAGCAGGUGUAGCGUCGAUGGCGUGGAGGACGACGCGAUGAUUCAGCACGAACGCGCCGUAAAAUUUUGAUUUCCACACAGGUCGAUUCCUCCGCCGCCGCGGCCGCCGGGCUUUCCCCCCGGUAUGGCCAUGCCGGGCAUGCCUCCGAUGGGCUUCCCGCCGCCGCCGGGCUCGCAGCUGUGUGGAAUCAACCAGCGAGCUAGGCUGUCUCAUCACGUCGAUGGCGUGGGGCGCCCGAAAUUUUAUUUCCACGCAGGCUCGAUCCCGCCACCGCCAGGAUCCGUGCCACGGCCUCCGUUCCCCAUGUCAGGCUUUCCGGGA